Molecule: messenger RNA, 354 nt
Organism: Ramularia collo-cygni
Lineage: Eukaryota; Fungi; Ascomycota; Dothideomycetes; Mycosphaerellales; Mycosphaerellaceae
Product: probable DUF718 domain protein
Exons: 2
Coding region: 1-354 (117 amino acids)
Molecular function (GO): racemase and epimerase activity, acting on carbohydrates and derivatives
Source: RefSeq, a predicted model, not a curated record
AUGCCAGAACCACGACGAAUUGCACAAAUCGUCAAAAUCAAGCCCGAAGCUCUCCAGGCCUACAAGGAAUGUCACGCUGCUGUUUGGCCCGCCGUCUUGGAGCAAAUCAAAGACUGUAAUAUCUCCGACUAUUCGAUCUUCUUUGACGAUGCUUCCUCCACACUAUUUGCCAGCAUGAAGUGGAAUGGGCAAGACUACGAGGCCGACAUGGAGAGAAUGAGAUCGAAUGUAGAGGUUCAACGCUGGUGGAAAAUGACGGACGGCAUGCAGGAGACAUUGAUCAAAGGCAGCCAGGGGAGCACAGACUCGAAAGGAUGGUGGAAGGAUUUGGAGGAGGUAUUUCGAUGUGAGUGA